GGCCUUCCUUCGCAUUCAGAAACGAUUCACGAGCGGAAACACACACCUGCGCGCAUCAUGAAACAUCGGUGCGUGCACCAUUUCUCGCAAAUUAGUUGCUCGUUGUGAACAAGUUGUAGUUGCAAUGGCCUCUCCAACCGCCAAGCCUCAGGGCUUUUACUCGUCCGGCUUCUGGGUCGACUACCUCUCAACGCAGCGCAGCAAACUCCCUGCUCUGCCCGACGUCGACGAAGACAUCUCUGGCUGCGUCGUGCGGUUCCUCGGCGGAAACCCGGGAAACAUGCAGCUCCAGGGGACCAACACGUACCUCGUCGGCACCGGCAGCACCAGGAUACUCAUCGACACGGGCGAGGGCUUCCCUCAAUGGGCCAAGAGGGUGACCCGAUACCUCGAAGACCACGACCUGUCAAUCUCGCAUGUGCUUCUCACACACUGGCACGGUGAUCACACGGGCGGCGUGGCCGACCUCGUCGCCUAUGACGCCCGCACAACGGUUCACAAACACACGCCCGACCCGUUUCAGCACGCCAUCGCUGACGGGCAGGUCUUCCGGACGGAGGGCGCGACGCUGCGGGCGGUAUUGACGCCGGGGCACACGACGGACCAUGCAUGCUUCGUGCUGGAAGAGGAGAGCGCGCUCUUCACCGGUGACAAUGUGCUGGGUCAUGGAUAUAGUGUGGCCGAGGAUCUGGGCGCCUACACGGCGAGCUUGCGGCUCAUGGCGCGUCUGGAGUGCCGAGUCGGCUACCCCGGCCACGGCGUCGUGAUCCGCGACCUUCCGCGGAAGCUGGCCAUGUACAUUGCCCAGCGGGAAGCGCGGGAGCGCCAGAUCUAUGCUGCCGUGUUGCAGAAUAGUAGUAGUAGCAGCAGCAGCAGAAGUAACAGUAGUGGCGAGGGCGAGGGUCUGUCCACCACCGACAUCAGCCGUGUUCUCUACGGGGCUGUCUCCGAGGACAACGCAGCCUUUGAAUCGGCUUUAAAACCGCUGCUGAAUCAGGUCUUAUUCAUGCUGGCCGAGCACGGCAAGGUAGGCUCCAAGCUGGUCGGACUGGACAAAACGAGGCAUUGGUUUGCGAGAGCCCAAUCUAUGUAGUGUAUUUAAAUUGCGCAUUUCAAAAAGUGUUGAUUUACGGUGCAGUUGGAUUGUCUAUUGUAGACAAAAUUGCGAUGUUAAUUGCAG
This is a messenger RNA of Pseudomassariella vexata, 1180 nucleotides long. RefSeq names its product beta-lactamase-like protein. Gene Ontology annotation, biological process: secondary metabolite biosynthetic process. The transcript is spliced from 2 exons. The coding region runs from base 125 to 1093 and encodes 322 amino acids. Lineage: Eukaryota; Fungi; Ascomycota; Sordariomycetes; Amphisphaeriales; Pseudomassariaceae. The record is from RefSeq and is a predicted model, not a curated record.